Adelges cooleyi (spruce gall adelgid) is the source of this 1807-nucleotide messenger RNA. Its product is annotated as protein SHQ1 homolog. Gene Ontology annotation, biological process: box H/ACA snoRNP assembly. NCBI's taxonomy places the organism in Eukaryota, Metazoa, Arthropoda, Insecta, Hemiptera, Adelgidae. The coding region runs from base 214 to 1560 and encodes 448 amino acids. The transcript is spliced from 3 exons. Gene Ontology annotation, cellular component: nucleoplasm; cytoplasm. The record is from RefSeq and is a predicted model, not a curated record.
AUGUUUUAAAUGAAAAAAUAAUUUGUUUUAUGAUGAUAUUUGAAUAAACGUGUGUUCAGUGUUGUGUAUUAUUGUUAUUUAUUUGUACCGGUUGUAACUGGAACGGUUAAAAAUUAAAAUAACAUCGAGUUUACACGGUUCACUCAGGAUGAUCACUUUGGAUGAACCGUCUAAAGUGAACUGAAGUGGACCUGACCCAACUUAGAUUCGACAAUGCUUACACCUAAUUUCGAGUUGAGUCAAACGGCUGAUCAUCUGUUCAUUAAAAUCAAGGCUAGAUUUGCUAAUGUGGCGGAUACUGAUACAGACGUAAAUGGUAAUCAGUUUACAUUUUAUGCUUCCCCGUAUUACUUACGACUUCAUCUACCAGGAGAAGUUGUCGAGAACGAUUCUUCUUCUGGCUCUUAUGAUUGGGAUACUUAUACUUAUACUUUCAAAUUGAGCAAAGCAACUCCCGGAGAACACUUCUCCGAUUUAAAUCUCAUAAACAAAUUUCUUACACCUAAAAAACCACUUAUUCAAAGCCCAUCCAUUGAAAUACUCGGUGAAAGUUCGUACGAUGAAACUGAUGAUGACAUAAAUUGUGAAUUUUUCCAAACGCCUUUAUCUGAUGAAAACAAAAGCAGUAUGAAGUAUGGAUUUGCAAACCAAACUCAAAAUGCUUUCAGAAACCUGAACGAUGAAUUUUUUGAAAUUGUUGAACUUCAAAAUCCUGAUGAUAUAAGCUUUGAUCAAAGAAAAUCAUUACAAAUCGCUAAAGAACUCGUUGAUUUUUCCGAUGACCAUUAUUUAGCUGAUUUGAUGGCAGAACCAGACGAAAUUGAAGAAAUUAUAAAUUUCAAACCAUUUUGGUUUGAAAACUCGAAAACUUUAAAUGAAUCGGAAAAAGACGUUUUAAAGCAAUUUGGUAAUAAAAACUAUAUACUGAGUAAAGAGGAUAAAAAAUCAGCUAUUUUAUCUUUAGUUGAUAUAAUGUAUGCGUAUAGCUACAAUGUUCGAAUAUUUAUGGGCGAUGAAAGUUGUGAGUCAGGUUGGCUUAUCAAUAAACUGUCAUCGACACUUUCGUGGUUCCGAAGUUUUAAUACCUUUGAUGAAACUCUCACUUCUUGUGUACGACGGAGUUUAUGCUAUCCUUUAUAUAGGAAUUGGAAAUUGAGCACUAUGGUCCUAAAUGAUGUUUGUAAGAUAUUUGAAAACGGUUGCAUAUGUUUACUCAAAUGUUUGUUAGAUAUUUAUAAAAUAUUUAAUUCUGACGAACCCAGAUACAUUUUUAACCAACUCUAUAUUAAAGAUUACUGCAUAUGGGUACAACAAUUAAACAGUGUACAAUUUGAAAAUAUUACACAAUUAUUUGAUGAUAAUAUCAACAUUACCAAGGAACUUGUCAACUUGGAUUUAGAUGUAUUAGAAAUGGCCGCUAUGAGUGUAAUGGAAGACAAGGAAAUAUUGGAACAAACUUUAAAAAAUAAUGAUGCUAGUAUUGAAAAUCAACUAGAGAAAUUACAAAUAUCGAGUUCAGACAGUAGUUUAGACUCGGACGACACUGAUAGCGAUGACUGAUUUACAUUUCAAUAAGAACGUUUGUUAUGUAAAAAUUAAUAUUUGUACAAAUUGUUUGUAAUAUUUAAUAUUAUUAGUAGUAAACAUUUUUUUUUUUACACUAUUGACGUUAUUAUAAUAUAAAGGUUUUUACAGAACUUGAGAACUGUAAAACUUGUGCCGUAAGAAUAUUUUAAUAAUAUUUGUAUUUAUUAUUGCCUAGUUAAAUAAUUUUAAAUACAAACUCCACAAUGAUACGACCUUUUUC